Malania oleifera is the source of this 1107-nucleotide messenger RNA. RefSeq names its product peroxidase 17-like. The transcript has 4 exons. Bases 1 to 1107 code for a protein of 368 amino acids. Gene Ontology annotation, biological process: hydrogen peroxide catabolic process; response to oxidative stress. Gene Ontology annotation, molecular function: heme binding; peroxidase activity. NCBI's taxonomy places the organism in Eukaryota, Viridiplantae, Streptophyta, Magnoliopsida, Santalales, Ximeniaceae. The record is from RefSeq and is a predicted model, not a curated record.
AUGUCCAUCUUCUUCUUCUUCGUCCUCCUCCUCCUCCUCCUCUGUCUUCUGAACAGAGCCAUGGCCACCGAAAAUGGGCUCUCGCCGUUCUACUAUUGGAAAACUUGCCCGCAAGUAGAAGCCAUAGUCCGACGCGAGCUACGGAACGCCAUGCUCACCGAUCCAAGAAGCCCCGCCUCUCUCAUGCGCCUACAGUUCCAUGAUUGCUUUGUUGACGGUUGUGAUGGUUCUGUGUUAUUAGAUCCAACGCCAACCACGCCAGGGGAGAAAGGGUCUCUUCCCAAUGUAGACUCCUUGAGAUCUUUUGAGUUUGUUGAUAUAAUCAAGGACGCUGUGGAGAAGGAAUGCCCAGGAGUGGUUUCUUGUGCAGAUAUCAUAAUCAUUGUCGCUAGAGAGGCUACUCACCUUACUGGAGGACCUUUCUGGCCUCUGCUGCUAGGAAGAAAAGAUAGCCUUACAGCCAGCGAACAACAUGCGGACGACAUCAUCCCAAGCCCAAACAGCUCAAAUGGAACUUCGCUCAUUGAUCUCUUCAAAAGAUUCGGCCUCACUGUCCUAGACCUCGUAGCUCUUACGGGGUCGCACACCAUCGGUUUCGCACGCUGCACCAACGUUGUGGAGCGCCUCUACGACUUCCGCGGCACCGGGCAAGCCGACCCCAGCAUUGAGCCACAUUUCAAGUGCUAUCUGGAGACUAUUUGCCCCGCCGGCGGCAAUGAGAGUGUGAUCGUACCCCUUGAUGCCACACCAUAUUCAUUUGACAACAGAUUUUUCCAGGACUUAGUUAAUGGGGAAGGGGUGUUGAAUUCUGACGAAAUUCUCUUCACAAACAAUAUAACCAAACCAUAUGUUUUGUGGUUCUCCUUCGAUCAAUAUGCGUUUUUUAGGGCCUUCGCGAUCGGGAUGAUAAAGAUGGGAAACUUCCAUCUGUCCGGCCAGCAAGGUGAGAUUAGGAAGAAUUGCAGGGUGGUUAAUCCCAAGCGUGACGAAGGGAAGAAAAAGAUGGAUCCUAGGGAUGAGGAUGUAAAGGCUGAAGGAAGAGAUGAUGUGGAAACUUCCAGUGAGGAGGACUUGGACAUCUCCAUGAUGCUGAUGGGUAUAGCCUGA